Messenger RNA from Apaloderma vittatum (bar-tailed trogon), 1238 nucleotides. RefSeq names its product UBX domain protein 11 (gene UBXN11). Gene Ontology annotation, molecular function: ubiquitin binding. Gene Ontology annotation, biological process: proteasome-mediated ubiquitin-dependent protein catabolic process. The annotation marks the transcript as partial. NCBI's taxonomy places the organism in Eukaryota, Metazoa, Chordata, Aves, Trogoniformes, Trogonidae. The record is from RefSeq and is a predicted model, not a curated record. The transcript has 11 exons.
ACUCAGCUGGCACUGACAUGGAGCUCAUGUCCUCCAUGAUGCAAAAAAUCACUCUGUUGGAACAAGAAAUAGAGAAACAAGCACAGGAAAUCCAACUGAAGGACAGGAGGAUUGCUGAACUUGAAGAGAAGAUGAAAGCCCUUCAGGAAGGAGAAGGUAAAAAUUGUUCUACCCUUGCAGAGGAACUGGAAAUUCGGUGCCUUCAGCUGCAGACCCAGGUCUCUGAGAUGGAGUGCUUUCUAAAUGACUAUGGCCUGAUUUGGGUUGGAGAGAGACAUGAACAGCCAGAAGAUCUAGAAUCACUUGAGGAUGAAGAAGAGCUGCCAGCAAGGAGCCUCUGGAAGUCAGGUGAAGCGGUCAUUUCCAAACACCAGAUCGAUUUUGAUUUAAUCAUGAGAAACGUGAAAGAUUUGAACGCGCUGGCUGGAGAAGGCGUUUCUCGAAUCGAGUACACGCCUGGGGGUGCUCGGUUGAGACAGUCAGCAGCCCUCCCUCUCACGCUGUACCAAAACGGGAUCGUCAUGUUCAACGGACCCUUUCGGCCCUAUGGGGACCCAUCCACGCAGCAAUGCCUGCAGGAUAUUAUGGAUGGCUAUUUCCCCUCAGAGCUGCAGAUGCGCUACCCAGAGGGCAUCCCUUUGCAGGUCACUGACAGAAGGGAUGUGAUAUUUCCGGAGAGAGACCUUCCAGGGAAUUUUCCUGGCCGCGGCCGAGUGGUUGGCCAUUCAAAAUCAAGCGAGGUGCAGGAAACCGAGAUCUCAGGUGCCGAACUCUCCUUGGAGCAGUCUCUCAACAGGCUUUCCGAGCCCUCAAAACACAACGAAGUCGUGACCGGUGUCCAAGAUUCAGCCAAAGCAGUGCAGCAGGGCUCUGGUGGGGCACGGAAAAGCGAAGAGAUCCUGGUGGAGACGCCCAAGCUGUCUGCUCUGGAGAGGGUGAAGAUGGCUGAAGCUUCUGCCCUUGACGUCUCCACACUCCGCAUCAAAUCUGAGAGUGGGGAGCAGACGUACAUCGUAAAGAUGCUCUUCACAGAGACCAUAGGGGACCUGCGCCAACACCUCACCCGUGCUAGGGGUGGAGACUCCAACUCAUACGAGAUCAUCAGUACCUUUCCCCAGAGGGUGUACGCAGCCACCUCCAGGAGCCUGCAGGAAGGCGGCCUGAUCCCCAAUGCCUCCUUGCUGCUGCGGAGAAAAAAACCCUCACAAAGAGAGGAGACAGGGCUGCAAACAGCUUAA